GUCAUUCUUAUUUUAGGUUAUGUUUUUAUUGAUAAACCUAUAAAAUAAUCCAACAAUAAGGACAUUACCCAAUAUUUAGGGAGGCUGUGUACACAAUAUGGCUUUUUUAGAAGUAAAUAUGACAAUAUCUAUAAACUUUUUGUAUUUGAUCGUGCAUUUCUAUUUUAGUGGCGAAAAUUCACCUUCUUCGAUUUAAAGAAAGACGUUGACGAGGGUAAAAUCGCCGAACUAUUUAAGGAUAAUAGGGUUUCAACAACGUCCAGUGGAAACAGUCAUCUGAUUUUAAGUGAUACCUUGGGACAGAUUUACAUUAUAUCAAGAUCCUGGCAUGUCACUACUUUUAGGGCGUAUGAAAUGAGUGUAGAUUUAACUUUCCAGCUUAGGAAUGCUCCUCUUCUUAUUACAAUUGGGCAAGAUGAGCCAGGUAUAAAUCCCUUGAUAAAGGUAUGGGAUACUAGUAGAAAAGAUAAGAAUGGUAGUCCAUACUGCCAUAGAAUUACUAGGGCUCUACCUGGUAACAGACCACUCCAGGCUAGUGCUUUGUGUGUUCAUGAUAAUCAACAAUUGAUGGCAGUAGGUUUCAUUGAAGGAUCACUAAUUCUUUACAGAGGAGAUAUAACACGAGACAGGAGUUCGAAACAGAAAAUUUUAAAGACAUCUGGGUCUGUUGUAACAGGCUUAGCCUUCAAAUCUAAUUCCUCAAAUAUGUUUUUGUAUGUAGCAACAGAAACCUCUGUGAUCGUUUACAAUAUUACACAAAAGGACAAGGAGCAAAAGUAUCAGUUAGAUAAUAUUGGCUGUGCCAAACAAUGCAGCGUUUUAGCAGAUUCUGUUCAAGAGAGUCAUUUCAUGAUAGGUCGACAAGAUGCAAUAUAUUGUUAUACUACUGAUGGUAGAGGCCCUUGUUAUGCAGUGGAGGGUGAAAAAGUUAUGCUAGAAUGGUUUAGGACAUAUUUGAUAAUAAUUUCAAAAACAACUAGACCUGCGCUACUCGCGACUAUGUCAAGUGAACUCCAGAAUAACAGUUCAGAAGGACAUCUUAUCACAGUGCUUGAUAUUCACAACAAGUUCAUUGUUUUUUCAGCGGCUUUGCCAAAAACGAAAGCCAUUCUAAGCGAGUGGGGCGCCUUUUACAUCCUUGACGACGAAAACAGACUCCAUCAUUUAGAUGAAAAAGACCUGCAAUCGAAAUUGUCUCUUUUAUUCAAGAAGAAUUUUUAUGACGUUGCGAUACGGAUCGCCAAGUCACAAGGAUAUGAUUCUGAUGGCUUGGUGACCAUAUUUAAACAGUAUGGAGAUCACUUGUGCGACAAAGGAGACUAUGCAGGUGCUAUAGAGCAGUAUAUCAAAACUAUAGGUAAACUGGAACCAAGCUAUGUCAUACGUAAAUUCCUAGAUUCUCAGCAUAUUGAAAAGUUGACGAUGUAUCUUCAAGCAUUGCAUAAGCAAGGCCAUGCUACCGAAGAUCAUACGACCCUGCUACUGAAUUGCUACACCAAACUAAAUAAUUCAGUUGGGCAGACAAAUAGCUUGAAAGAAUUCAUAAACAGUAAAGAUGGUGUUUUGAACUAUGAUGUGGAUAUUGCAAUAAAAGUAUGCAGGAACGAGAGUCCGGAAGAAGCUUUGAUGUUAGCCAAGAAACACGAGAAACACGACUGGUACAUCAAACUUCAAAUUGAAGACCACCAAAAAUACACGGAUGUAAUCGACUACAUUUCCAACUUGAAUUAUGAAGAAGCCGAAUAUUACAUGAAGAAAUACGGAAUGGUCCUGGUAGAAAAUGUUCCAAAAGAAAGCACCACUCUCCUGAAGAAGCUUUGCACCAACUACAAGCCUAACAACGCGCCUUUGAACUCCGAAAACCUGAUAAGCGGGAGUUUUGAGGUGCCUUGUCGAGCUGACGCAGAGGACUUUGUCCACCUAUUCCUCAACAACUCUGAGUUGCUAGUGGAGUUCCUGGAGCAUCUUCUGAAUGAAGGAUGCAUCCUGAGCACUGCAGUUUACAACCUGCUCUUUGAACAUUACAUCCACGUCUGGUCUAAUCUGAAGAACGUUGCCGAUAAAAAUAGGAUGUCGCAGAAAGCGUUGAAGUUGUUGCAGAACUCUGAUGUGAAAUAUGAUAAGUCGCAGGCGCUCGUGGUGUGUCAUUUGCACUCGUUCAAGGAAGGAAUUUUGUACUUGUAUGAGGAGCAGAAGCUGUAUCAGCAAAUAUUGAGGUAUCAUAUAUCGAAAGACGACUCAACCGCGGUACUAGCAUGUUGCAGGAGAUUUGGGCACCAAGACCCUACAUUAUGGGUCCAUGCUCUCUGGUCGUGCGUCAGAAACACGACAAACCCUUCUAUGGAUUUACUAAAUGAAAUUCUGACUGUGAUAGCAAAAGAAAAACUUUUCUCUCCACAACUAGUCAUAGAUGCUCUUGGUAGUGGUAACGCCAACAUAACAUUGGGCCACAUAAGGUCCUAUAUCACGAAUGAGAUUCAACAAGAGCAAAAAGUGACCAAAGAGGUAUCUCAGUUAACAACCAACUAUCGUCGGGAUACCGAGAAAUUGAAGGAACUCUUAGAAGAGUUAAAGAAUGGAGUUAUAGAGAUCAGAGGAUCAAGAUGUGCAGCCUGUCAUCAUCCAUUGGAACUACCGAAAAUCCAUUUUCUCUGCAAGCACAGUUUCCACCAGCACUGUUUCCAGAGCUUUUCCGAUGACGAGAUAAAAUGUCUCACCUGCGAACCUCAAAAUAAGGACCUCCUAGAACUACUCAGAGCCAGAGAGUACAACAGAGAUCUGCACGAAACAUUCCACUCGCAACUAGAAAAGGCGCACGACGGCUUCUCUGUUGCGGCAGAGUACUUUGGUCGAGGAGUGUUCAAUAAAUACAAGGUAAUAACAGAUGAAGCUAUGGAAAAGAACCUGGGUGUACCGAUAGUUAGCACAUCAAAGCCUCCUGUUCGAAAGGCUGCGAGUGAAACUAGGAGCUAUGGAAUGGGAGCAGAGGCAAGGUUGAGGCAGACUGAAGUGAAAAGUAAGCCUGGGCCUGUGCCUAUAUCUGAGGGGAGGAUAAGAUUGCAGGAACAAAGAAUAAGUUCAUCUCUUGAAGCGAACAUGAGCCGUUACUCCAAAAGUGUAGACAAGAAAAGUGUUCCUACACCUUCAAAUCCCUUUGAAGACGCAUAUGAUGAAUCAAAUAAUCCAUUUUGUGAUGAUGACGAUGAUUUAGAUGAAACAAAUCCUUUUAGAGAAGACCUGAUGCGUGAUAGGAAUUUGAAUCAUUUUAGCUAAAUUAUAUUAGAGAUCUAUAUUAUGAAAGUCUAUUUUGCAGUUAUAUUGAAAAGUUGCUUUUAUAAUUGAUUUGUACAAAUUUUUGUAACAUUUGCACAGUAUCUCUUAUGUGAACUGGUCAGUAGCCAUCUUCAAAUAUUAUAUCAAAACCCAAUACUAAGAAAAAAGAUUUGAUAUUUCCAUGGACUCCCUUGAUUUCUGCAUUAAGUUCUAAGUUUCAAGCUAUACAAAUAGCUCAUAUAAAUAAUUGA
This is a messenger RNA of Acanthoscelides obtectus, 3524 nucleotides long. Lineage: Eukaryota; Metazoa; Arthropoda; Insecta; Coleoptera; Chrysomelidae. The record is from the annotation of a GenBank genome assembly.